Molecule: messenger RNA, 1113 nt
Organism: Lecanosticta acicola
Lineage: Eukaryota; Fungi; Ascomycota; Dothideomycetes; Mycosphaerellales; Mycosphaerellaceae
Source: the annotation of a GenBank genome assembly
AUGUCGGUCCUCGCUUCCAUCUGUCGCCACCCGCUCGGCGGUACCUCCGUCGUCUCAUCUGGCACCGACUUUGUCGACGUCACCAACCCAUACUGCAGGCCAUGCAUUCUGCGCCGUAGAGAUGAGGCAGCCUAUCGACAGCUCAACGACUUCACCAGAAGAGGCGAACGUUCGCCAGAUUGGCAGAGCGCGAAGAGCCGGUACGCGAGAGCGCACAUCGACUAUUUGCAGGACUGCCAGCAACGCGAGGAAGAAGCGCAAUUGUACACAGAGCAGCAGAGAAUGGCUACGAUUCGAGGCCAAAAGUUUUCUGCGGAUCUCUGGUUAGAUAAGCUGUCAAACUUCAACGCGCCAAUGGAGCAGCAGAGUCGGCAAGACAGCGUCCAACAGAAUGCGCCUGUCGAUCUUGCUUCGAGUCUCUCUCCAGCCACCAGCAAUCCGACGGAGAAGCACAAGAUCCAUACUUCGGGGCAGCAAGCCGCCGCCUCUGUCAUCCGCUCUUGCAUGAAGUCCGGCAAACAAGACCAAGACGCGAUCACGAGCAGCUCCGCUGGCCGUCGCGUGAGCUUCGCAGACCAAGCCCGUGUGCAUAGCAGAAGCAGCAUAGACCAGACCGGAGCGGACGCCCUGGCUGCAGCCACCCAAACAGACGCCAUCGAGGAAUCUGUGGGCUCCAUGACCCUUACCCCCGAGGACCAGAUUCGCCCCUCUAUCUCAUCUUUCCAGCGCCAAGCGGGGAAGUCUUACAUCCCUGGCCGUUGGUGAGUAUGAGGACCAGAGCCUCCAUUGCAUAAGACAUUUCUCGAGUGCGACGCUAAUACUAGUCGUGAAAUUUGCAGGGCCGCAGCAGACGGAACCGAGUACUGGGAUACGAGCAAGCUCCGUGAAAAGGUAAGCAAUGAGCAAAGCAGACAGCAAGCAGCUGCACAGCAGCAGCAGCAGCAGCAGCCGGUGGACGAGAAGGAUGCCGCGGAGAGGAGAGAGCAGGCCCUCGCCCUGGAACCUGAGGACCCAGAUUGUGCCGCUAUGGAGAAUCGUGAAAUCGACGAGAGGUUGAGGACCUUGCAGGCGCAAUUGGACGCGUUUGACGAGAGCCCCUCUGAAGAAACUUGA